Pomacea canaliculata is the source of this 1083-nucleotide messenger RNA. Its product is annotated as suprabasin-like. Lineage: Eukaryota; Metazoa; Mollusca; Gastropoda; Architaenioglossa; Ampullariidae. The coding region runs from base 81 to 917 and encodes 278 amino acids. The record is from RefSeq and is a predicted model, not a curated record. The transcript is spliced from 4 exons.
UAAGGUCUGAUGUAAUGUCUGGUAUUUACCAGCCGGGCCCUCAAUAAGUAAGAUCUCACCUGAUCUCAUCAUAUCUCACCAUGAAGAUCUUCUUGAUCCUCUGCGCUUGCGCAGUCGUCUCGUCAGCCCCAUACUCAAGUAUUCUUGAACAGAUUCUGAAACUUGAGGAACUGCUGAUUAAGAACCCAGAAGAGGCGAAGGCUUUGCUGGAAAAGUUGAUAGGAGAGCAUCACCUAGGAAAACGUUUGUUUUUUCAUUCGAUGGUCCACAGCAUCGGACACGCCGUGGAAACAGCAGUCAAAGAUGUCGGCCACGCUGUUGAGUCAGCAGCCACGGAUGUCCGUCACGCAGCUGGCUCGCUCGUUGAUGGCGUGGAGUCAGCGGUCAAAGAUGUCGGUCACGCAGCUGGCGCGGUCGUGCAUGGCGUCGAGUCAGCGGUUAAAGAUGUCGGUCACGCAGCUGAAGCUGUAUUAAAAGGAGUCGAGACGGCAGCUCACGAAGUCGGUCAUGCAGUGACAGCUCACAGCUUGAAAGAAGCCCUGAAGGAUCUCGGUCACGCAGCAGGAGACUUGGUGAAGGGCGUUGAGACAGGAGUGGAAGAUGUCGGCGAUGCCGUAAAAGACGUAGAGCAAGGCGUUGAGACAGCUGCACAAGACCUCAGGCAGGCAGCUCGAGAUCUGCGACAAGGUAUCAGUCACCUUUGCCACUAUGUGGUGCAGGCAGCUGGCGAUCUUGAGCAAGGCGUUGAAACCGGAGCCGAGGAAGUGGCGCAGUCUUUGCCACUCAUCGGUCAUGCCGCGUCAGAUGUGGUUCAAGCCUAUUUUCAUACUCUCCAAGCAUCCGGGGCUUUCAAGCAGCCCAGUGAGGAGACCUGCCGGGAUUCCAUUCUGGCCUUCAUCGGCGCUCCGGGAAAGUAGGAGCCGAAGCCGAGGCAGAAGAAUAAUCUGAUCAAGCUUUUCGGCGAUAACGGCUCAAGUUGCUUCCGUACGUGCAACAGUUGAAGAAACUAAUGGUUUCAUAAGUUAAGUUAUAGCUUGUUAAAAUAAACACUUAAUUUUACAUUAAAUAAAAAACAAAACAAUG